Molecule: messenger RNA, 1566 nt
Organism: Pieris brassicae (large cabbage white)
Lineage: Eukaryota; Metazoa; Arthropoda; Insecta; Lepidoptera; Pieridae
Product: probable glutamate receptor
Exons: 11
Coding region: 97-1566 (489 amino acids)
Cellular component (GO): membrane
Molecular function (GO): ligand-gated monoatomic ion channel activity
Source: RefSeq, a predicted model, not a curated record
CUGGUACCUGACACGAAGAUAAAUGUCAGCUAGUGAAGAUGUAGUAAACUUUAUUAUUAUUAUGUAAAUGCCGAAAUCAAGGUGCUUAGUAAAAUUAUGUUCGAGGUUAACAUCAACGUUGGCUAUUCGUUACAACCAAAUAGAAGCGAAUAUUUUGCACACAAUAUUCUAAUAUUAGUCGACCUAUCGUGUCAGGAAACAAAUUUGUUUUUAAUAAAGGCCAGCGCACAAGGAUACUUCAAAUCACCAUACAGAUGGCUUCUUUUAAACACAGAAGGAAACAACUUUGAUGUAUUGGAUCAGCUGGAUAUGCCACUCAACAGUGACGUAGUAAUUGCUAAUAUUGGCUUUGAUUCAACUGUUUUCAUUGAAGACAGUAAUAAUACUAAACAGCAUUUGGAUGACAGACUAUACUUACACCAAGAUUCUAUAACAAAAAUGAGUUACAUGGUGGUCAAGAUUUGCUUUGAGAUGCUGAAUGCAACCGAACGCUUGCUAUUCACACCCACCUGGGGAUACAAGGAUAAGAAUGGAAACUGGCAAGGAAUAGUAGAUCACCUCCUUAAAAGGGAAGCAGAUCUCGGUACAUUAACAAUAUUUACUCAAGAGCGUAUGAAAGUGGUUGACUACAUCGCUAUGGUGGGUUCAACGGCAGUUCGCUUCGUGUUUCGGGAACCUCCUCUAUCAUUACUUCAGAAUAUCUUUACACUUCCUUUCACGGGUGGUGUAUGGAUGGCAAUAGUAGUAUGUGUGCUGAGCUGUGCACUCUUCUUAUAUAUAGCCUCGAAAUGGGAGGCUACUGUGGCUAUGCAUCCAAUGCAGUUAAAUGGAUCCUGGGCUGAUGUUCUGAUAUUAAUCAUUGGCGCUGUGCUGCAGCAAGGAUGUACCCUUGAACCCAGAUACGCUGCAGGCCGUUGUGUCACGUUACUUUUAUUCAUCGCAUUAACAAUUCUCUACUCAGCAUACUGUGCCAAUAUAGUCGUGCUACUACGAGCUCCAAGUUCAUCUGUCAGGAGUCUACCUGACCUCCUAAACUCGCCUUUGAAGCUGGGAGCAAGUGACUUCGAAUAUAAUCGUUAUUUCUUUAAGAAACUGAACGAUCCUAUCAGAAAAGCAAUCUACGACAAGAAAAUCGCACCCAAGGGAAAGAAACCAAACUUUUACAGCAUGAAAGAUGGUGUAGAAAGAAUACGGAAGGGUCUUUUUGCAUUCCACAUGGAGCUGAAUCCUGGAUAUAGAUUAAUUCAAGAAACAUAUAAGGAGGACGAGAAAUGUGAUCUUGUUGAAAUCGAUUAUAUUAAUGAAAUCGAUCCUUGGGUUCCCGGCCAGAAGCGAUCGCCAUACAAGGACUUGUUUAAAAUCAACUUCAUCAAAAUCCGAGAGACCGGUGUACAAGCUGCCAUACACCAUCGCCUGCAUGUUGGAAAGCCACAUUGUUCGGGGACCAUUUCGGCAUUUAGCAGCGUCGGCUUCAGUGACAUGUAUCCAGCUAUUAUAACCACACUAUACGGAAUGUUGCUGGCACCAGCUGUGCUCGUGCUGGAAAUAAUGUAUAAGAGAUUGUAA